GUGUACAAAGAGUAGGGAACGUUCACGUAGGCUGUUAAUCUAACUAACUGACCUCAGCCUUUUGGGAAUCUCAAAGGAACUUGAUCUGUGAAGCAGUCGGUCUAUGUUUUUCCACAGUAUGGCUUCACUAGGGUCGUUGUGUUUUAGUCUGGCUUUGCUGGGCUAUUUCACUGUCCACAGCAGACCUGCAGUUGGCCAUUUACGCAGCAUGGACAGCUUCAUUCGGGCUGUGCAGAAAGUGGAGGAGUCCAACCCUGGCCUAUCUCCUCUGGCUUUGGCUCGAGCUCUGCGCAGAAUUGCAGGUCACGAUGACGCCAUGACCGUUCACUUCUUGGGCACGUCUCACGUUCUAACCAACACCGCAGAGCUGGAGACUGCCAUCCUCAAUGCCUCAUCCUUCAGCUUCUUUGACAAGGCCCUCCACCACAUUGUGACGGACAACGGCGAGGAGAGGGGGGUGGUCCUGGCCCCCGAUGGCACCACUGUGGCCCUAGCACCGCUGAUGCUCGGGAUAGAAGCUGGACUCAAUACCUGGACAGAAGGGGGCGCUCCCGUUGGGCUGUUCCCUCUCACGCUGGGAAGGACUUUGGGAUUGACUUUCCUCAGCCUCCAAGAUUUCCCUGCGGAAUAUCGCUUGGGGCCUAACGGAUGCUGGGAUAAUGUAGAGUACCCAAAGGUUUUCAAACUCUACCACACACCUACUUUAGCAACAGGGGCGGUCAUAAGUGGAGGUAUGGACGGUCUUAUACUCGGGAAAUAUCUAAGUAACUUGCCUAAAUCUGAAACUUUGCCCGCCUUAAGUGAGAUUUUGAAAGGAUACUACAUUUUUGACCUACGGGAGGGGCGGAGUCUGGAUGGUUUGACUGACAGAAUAAGCCCGAAAAGAAGGGAGUUAUCACGGCUGAUCUUGGAGUCUGUCGAUCUUCAAAAUGAGGUGAUGGAGACGCUGGCUUUGGUGUGGAAACUGGAGCGGACUGAGUGGAUAGCCUUUGACACUGGGAUUGGCCAAGCGGUAAAGGAGGGACUGAAACAGUUUGUGCGCAAGUACUGGGACUGCCCUCAGAUUAUACCCCGGUGCCAAUGGGGCGCAAAACCACACAACGGGACCCCAAUCCCUCUGUCCCUGCCUCUGGAUCAGCUGUUUGUCCAUCACACCUACACGCCCUCCUCCGCCUGUCUAAGCUUCUCUGACUGCGCCCGGGACAUGAGGUCCAUGCAGCGCUUCCACCAGGAGGAGCGCGGCUGGGCUGACAUAGGGUACAGUUUUGUGGUGGGUUCAGAUGGCUAUGUGUAUGAAGGCGCUGGCUGGAACACAGUGGGGAGGCAUACCAGAGGUCAGAACAGUGUUGGAUAUGGUGUGGCCUUCAUCGGGAACUACACUGCUGCUCUGCCCUCGCGCUACUCCAUAGAUCUGCUACGACACAAGUUGGUGCAGUGUGCUGUGGAUGGAGGUCGGCUGGUCUCCAACUUUACCCUUAAAGGCCACAGACAAGCGGUCAGCUACACCACCUGUCCUGGAGACGCCCUCUUCUCUGAGAUAAGUCGAUGGGACAACUUUAGGGAAUGAAAGGGAAAUAAUCAUAAUGUGUGAUCUGAGAUGCUAGAGAGACAUCGAUCCAGCUUCUUCUGUUUCGUCGAUAAUUUGGUGUUAUGUAUCUGCCGAUCCCCAAUAUCAACCCAUACUAGGGCUAUUUUCAAACAGUGUAUGGUAAAAAAUAUCCAAAUGUGUUUUGUAACUACCGAACAGCUUCAUAAAAGUUUAGUUAAAAGUUUAAUAUUAUGAGAUGGUACAGUGUGUGGAGGUAAAGAGCUAUGUUUGAGUCAAUUUGUCAAACCUGAUAAUGUUUUAGACGUGUUAGGUUUGGUUGAACUGUGUGAUAGUGUUUAGAGACUUUCUGCAUUACAAAGCUGCAGCUUUAUUCUAAAGUGAACAGUGAGCCAAAGAGCUUCAGUUCUAUAGACAAAUAAAGAGCUAAUCCUGCUAAUGAUAAAAGCAAAACUAAAAAAACACCUGUAUCUUUUUCUUUGAUUUGGACAUACCAAACACAUGCGCUGUCUCAAGUGUUAUAACAAAACAGAAAGAGGGGCAGAGGUGGAUCAUAACGAAGUCAAAGUAUCUGUACUUUACUUCAGUACAUUUUACAGUGUAUACUUUUUACUUUUUACUUCAGUAUAUUUGAAAGCAGUAUCUGUAUUUUCUACUCCACUACAUUUUUUAACUAGACUGAAAAGUGAAAGUAUUUUUUAAUAGCGUGUGAGACCUGCUGAAGGGGCUGAGGGUUUAUUUUUAACAUGUUCAGAAUUUGAACAAAACAAAAAUAUACAAAUAAAAACAGAGAGAAAAACAAUCAAUUCAGUUGUUUCUGUUGAAUAAAAUUCAGCUCAAAUCUUU
Messenger RNA from Periophthalmus magnuspinnatus, 2392 nucleotides. RefSeq names its product N-acetylmuramoyl-L-alanine amidase-like. Gene Ontology annotation, biological process: peptidoglycan catabolic process; detection of bacterium; defense response to Gram-positive bacterium. The transcript has 4 exons. Gene Ontology annotation, molecular function: N-acetylmuramoyl-L-alanine amidase activity; peptidoglycan binding; zinc ion binding. The record is from RefSeq and is a predicted model, not a curated record. Bases 104 to 1567 code for a protein of 487 amino acids. NCBI's taxonomy places the organism in Eukaryota, Metazoa, Chordata, Actinopteri, Gobiiformes, Gobiidae.